AUGUCCUCAUCAAGACUACUCCCCGUUCUUUUCGCCGGCGGUGUCGGUGUCAUCGGCGGUAUCUAUAUCUGGAACCAGCCAAUGCAGGAGCUGUCUGGCAAGGGACCUGCGCCCGCCGCCGUCACGGAGGGAAGAAGCCAGAACAUGAAGGAUGGUCAGCAUGAGUCUGGCUCGUCAACUCAGCCGCACACUGCAUUGAGAUAUGGCGGCGCUUCACCUGUGAAGCACGACACGCAGUCUAUUGCCGGAACAACUGCCGAGGCAAAGCGGGGCAACUCAGCCGACCACAAUGUCAAGACCCGUUCAAACCCCGACGAGCAGGACGGAACCUCGGGCGGUGGUGUUGGUGUAGCAGAGAUGAGGGAGAGGAAGAUGAAGGGUAUGGGUCUGCCAUCGCCUCAGGGCGGCGACACCAAGGCUCAGCCGGUCGAGGCUCGUGCGGCAGACGGGGAGAUGGGAGGUGUCAAGAAGCAGAAGAGCUGGUGGUUGGGCGGAUGGUAA
This is a messenger RNA of Dioszegia hungarica, 501 nucleotides long. RefSeq lists its product as uncharacterized. The record is from RefSeq and is a predicted model, not a curated record. NCBI's taxonomy places the organism in Eukaryota, Fungi, Basidiomycota, Tremellomycetes, Tremellales, Bulleribasidiaceae. The coding region runs from base 1 to 501 and encodes 166 amino acids. The transcript has 5 exons.